Conger conger (European conger) is the source of this 9219-nucleotide messenger RNA. RefSeq names its product agrin-like. Gene Ontology annotation, molecular function: calcium ion binding; serine-type endopeptidase inhibitor activity; laminin binding. The record is from RefSeq and is a predicted model, not a curated record. Lineage: Eukaryota; Metazoa; Chordata; Actinopteri; Anguilliformes; Congridae. The transcript has 39 exons. Bases 214 to 6516 code for a protein of 2100 amino acids. Gene Ontology annotation, biological process: central nervous system development; negative regulation of serine-type peptidase activity; receptor clustering.
UGUUGCGUUUAGUUUAGAUGCUACAAGCAGGCUAUUUUGGUUUACAGGGAAGUUGGGAUAAGGUGUAAGCCAUUGUGGAAAGCGGGAAUUUUCCUCUUUUCUGGUUGCAUUUUAAUAGUGCUGUUUGGGAUUGCAAGAGCGGUUGAAAUAACGCUGUAAAUCAUAUUUUUUAGCCGUGUUCCCCCUUUAUUUAUUUUUUAUUUUUUUGCGAUCAUGCAGAGGAGACGGACUAUAAACUUGUAUGGGUGGGCAGUGGUUAUAGUUGCGGUUUUGAAUCAACGUUGCUGUCAUGGAAGUUGUCCGGAGAAAGAGCUUGAGAAAAGGGAAGAGGAGGCGAACAUCGUUCUCACUGGAACUGUGGAGGAAAUCAUGAACAUGGACCCGGUGCACAAUACGUACUCCUGCAAGGUGCGGGUGUGGAGGUACCUGAAGGGGAAGUCCAUGGUGAACGGCGAGGUUCUGCUCGACGGCGGGAACAAGGUGAUGAUUGGCGGCUUCGGCGACCCGGGGAUCUGCGACAACCAGGUGGCCACCGGGGACACCCGCAUCUUCUUCGUCAACCUGGCCCCGGCCUUCAUGUGGCCGGCCCACAAGAACGAGCUGAUGCUCAGCUCCAGCCUGAUGAGGAUCACCCUGAGGAACCUGGAGGACGUGGAGCACUGCGUGGAAGAUCAUAAAAUGAUCAAUGCAGACAAGCCUGUUCACUUCACCCCGCCCCAGCCUCUAGACGGCUGCCGCGGGAUGCUGUGUGGCUUCGGGGCGGUGUGUGAGCGGGACCCCAGCGACCCCUCCAGGGGCAUGUGUGUGUGUAAGAAGAUGGUGUGUCCGUCGAUGGUGGCCCCCGUGUGCGGCUCCGACUCCUCCACCUACUCCAACGAGUGUGAGCUGGAGAGAGCCCAGUGCAGCACGCAGAGACGCCUGAGAGUGCUGCGCAAGGGGCCCUGCGCGCUGAAGGACCCCUGCAGUGCGGUGAGCUGCAGCUACGGCAGCACCUGUGUGCAGUCCCCCGACGGGCUGUCGGCCCGCUGUGUGUGCCCGCAGACCUGCGAGGGCCGGCCGGAGCAGGUGGUGUGUGGCAGCGACGGGCAGGACUACCGCAGCGAGUGUGAGCUCAACAAGAGGGCCUGCGACCUGCAGAGGAACCUGCAGAGGAAGCACCUGGGGCCCUGCGACCCCUGUAAGGACAGCCAGAACAACCUGAACGUGGCGUGCCGGGUGGAGCCGCGCACGCGCCGGCCUGUGACCUUCGCCCCCCCGGAGGCCUGCCCGGCGGACAGGGAGCCGCUGUGCGCCAGCGACGGGCACACCUACGACAGCGAGUGCAGGAUGAGCCGCACCGCCAUGAUGAGGGGCGUCCACCUGAAGAAGAUCCACUCCGGGAGGUGCAGGAAGCAGGAGGAGUGCCGGGAGGAGUGCAAGUUCAACGCGGUGUGUCUGGUGGAGCGUCUGGGCCCCCGCUGCUCCUGUGAGCCCAUCCAGUGCGACGGCACCUACCGGCCGCUGUGCGGCAAAGACGGCCGCACCUACGUCAACGACUGCGAGCGCCAGCGGGCAGAGUGCCUGGCCAAGGCCCACAUCCCCAUCAAGCAGCAGGGCCCCUGCGACCUGCACGCGCCCAGCCCCUGUGUGCGGAAGAGCUGUGCGUUUGGGGCGGAGUGCGUGGUGAAGGACGGUGAGGCGGUGUGUGAGUGCCCGGACCCCUGCCCGCCCGGCCGGGACCCUGUCUGCGGCACCGACGGCCACUCCUACGCCAGCCGCUGCGAGAUGGCCGCCAUGGGCUGUGCCCUGCAGAGGGACAUCCAGACCAAGCACCGGGGGCCCUGUGCGGAGCCCUGCCGAAACUGCUCCUUCGGGGCGAUCUGUGACGGGCAGACGGGGCGCUGCGUGUGCCCCAGGGAGUGCGUGCAUUCCCACCAGCCCGUGUGCGGCAGUGACGGGAACACCUACAGCAAUGAGUGUGAGCUGCACGUGAGAGCGUGCACACAGCAGCAGGACCUGAGGGUGGCCGCGCAGGGAGAAUGCAAGAUGUGCGGGGGCGCGGUGUGUGCGUGGGGCGCGCGCUGCGUGCAGAACAGGUGCGAGUGCCCGCAGUGCGCGGGCCGGCCGCCCUCGCCCGUGUGCGGCAGCGACGGCUUCACCUACGACAGCGCGUGCGACCUCCAGGCCACGUCCUGCGUCAUGAAGCGGAGGAUCGAGGUGGCCAAGGCCGGCGGCUGCGACGAAGAGUGCGGCUCUGGGGGUUCUGGCUCAGGGGCGGAGGGGGGCUGUGAACAGGACCGCUGUCGGACCUUCGGAGGCUCCUGGGACGAGGACGCCGAGGACGACCGCUGUAUGUGCGACUUCACCUGCCUGAGUGUGCCACGCAGCCAGGUGUGUGGCUCGGACGGACGCACCUACAGCAGCGAGUGCCAGCUGAAGAAGACCCGCUGUGAGAGGCAGGAGCACCUGCUGAUCGUGGGCCAGGGACCCUGCUCAGCUUCAGCCACAUCUCCACCUGGCUUGACCCAGGCGCUGCAUUGCAGUCAGACGGUCUACGGCUGUUGCCGUGACAACAUAACAGCAGCCCUAGGAGUGGGCCUGGCUGGUUGCCCCAGCACGUGUCUGUGUAACCCCUACGGCUCGUACGGGGGCUCCUGUGACCCCAGCAGUGGGCAGUGCUCCUGUAAGCCCGGCGUGGGGGGGCAGAAGUGUGACCGCUGUGAGCCCGGCUUCUGGAACUUCAGGGCCAUCGUCACGGAGAACAUGAGCGGCUGCACGCCGUGUCACUGCGACGCUCUGGGCUCGGUGCGGGACGACUGUGAGCAGAUGUCGGGGCUGUGCUCCUGUAAGACGGGGGUGAGGGGCAUGAAGUGCAGCGUGUGCCCCGACGGCUCCCAAAUGGACGCCAGCGGCUGCAACAGAGGUCCCGAUGCUAAGGUAUCCUGCGAGGAGAUGGAGUGCCAGUUUGGGGCGUCUUGUGUGGAGGCCAACGGGCGUGCCCACUGCGAGUGCCCCUCUCCCGAGUGCGGAGAGGAGAACAAGACCAAGGUGUGCGGCUCUGAUGGGGUCACCUACGCAGACCGGUGUCAGCUGCAGACCAUCGCCUGUCGACAGGACAAACACGUCAGCGUGAAGCACCCGGGCCAGUGCACAGAAACCAUCUUACACCCUGGGCCGGCCACCAGACCCACCCCCUCCCCAAACACCCCCCGCGCCACACCCUCCACCGCCCACGUCAGGGUCACCAUGCCCCGCCAUGGCCACUCCUCCACGUCACGCUUCGGGGAGGGGGCGGAGGACCCGAGAGAGAGGAACGCUCUGCCCCCCUCGUGGGUGGAGGCCCUCCCGCCGCCGCCCGGGGUCACGGAGAAACCCGGCAACCCUCCCAUCCCCACCCACCGCUCCACCGCCCACCACAAACCGCCCCGCACGACACCCCCCUCCGCGGGCUCCGCCCCCCGCCGCGUCUCCCCUGCCUCCCCGUACGAGGACUCGGGGAGCGGUGAGCCCAGCGGCGACGACGACGAGGAGGGUAGCACCGCCGCGGAGGCUAGCGGGGAGGAGCCAGUCGAACCCACGGCGGCCGUGGCGGUGACCACUCCCCCGGCGGUAGAGCCCCGCUCCUCGUGCGACAACACCCCCUUCGGGUGCUGCCCCGACGGCCGGACGGCAGCCAGCGGCUCCGAGGGAACCAACUGUCCGCCCACCAUGAAGUUCAACGGCUUCCUGCACCUGGACCAGGUGGAGGGCCAGGAGGUGUUCUACACCCCCGAGAUGGAGGACCCCAAGUCGGAGCUGUUCGGGGAGACCGCCCGGAGCAUCGAGGCUGCGCUAAAUGAGUUGUUCCGGAAGUCAGAUGUCCAGAAGGAUUUCAAGAGUGUUCGGGUCCGGAAUCUGGCCCCCAGCAACUCUAUCCUGGCUUUUGUCGAAGCGCACUUUGACCCAGACACAAGGUACACGGUGGAGGACAUCGAGGGAGCUCUGCUCAGGCAGCUCAAGGCAGCGAAAGAGCCGGCCAUUUUAGUGAAGAAACCAGAGGAGGACAACAUACGGUUCAGCAACUAUGGUCUAUCGACCCUCCCCUUCUUCACCACGACCACCACCACCACCACGUCCACCGUGACCACGCCCACAACCACCGCCAUGUUGUCCCCCACCGUCGCCAUGACGACCCGCCGCCCGGGCACCACCCGUCGCCCCUCCCCCGGCCGCAGGACCACGACCGUCGCCCCGGCGGCCACGCCCCGCAGUGCCACCGCAGCGCCUCCGCCCACCACCGUGCCCCAAGCCAUCACCCGGCCCGCACCGCUCCCCAAAAAGGUCUCCCGCCCCUGCGACUCCCACCCCUGCCGUCACGGGGGCACCUGCGAGGAGGACGCCGGCGACUUCACCUGCACCUGUCCCGCGGGCCGAGGAGGCGUGGUCUGCGAGAAAGUGAUUAAAUACUUCAUCCCCUCCUUCGGGGGGAGGUCCUACCUGGCGUUCCCCACCAUGAAGGCCUACCACACGGUGCGCAUCGCCAUGGAGUUCAGGGCCUCGGAGACCACCGGCCUGCUGCUCUUCAACGGGCAGAGCGGGAAGAAGGACUUCCUGUCACUGGCGCUGGUGUCCGGCCAGGUGCAGCUCAGGUUCAACACAGGCUCUGGGCCCGGCACUCUGCUCAGUAAGGUCCGCGUGAGGCCGGGCCGCUGGCACCAGCUGGUGGUGACGAGGAACCGGCGUAACGCCAUGCUGAGCGUGGACAACGAGCCCCACAUCGAGGGCGAGAGCCCCCCCGGCACCGACGGCCUCAACCUGGACACCAACCUCUUCAUCGGGGGCGUGCCGGACGAGCUGCUGCAAGACGUGAGGGAGAGGACCUCCGUGUCCGUGGGCCUGGUGGGCUGCAUACGCAUGCUGGACGUCAACAACAUGGUGUACAACCUCCAGGAGAAGGGCGGGGACGUGAUGUACGGCACCGCGGUGGGCGAGUGCGGGAACAACCCCUGCCAGCCCGACCCCUGCAGGAACGGGGCGGUCUGCCUGGUCCGCGAGGCCGAGAUGUUCCACUGCCGCUGCAUCAACGGGUUCUCAGGUCCAACGUGCGCAGAUGCGCAAAACCCAUGUGACCCCAACAGGUGUCACCCGUCCUCUCAGUGCCAGGUGCUCCCGGAGGGCGGCUACAAGUGCGACUGUCCAAUGGGGCGCGAGGGAACCCACUGCGAGAAAGAGUCCAAGAAUGACAAGAAUGAGGCCUACAUGCCCUUCUUCACCGGAGAUUCCUACUUGGAGCUGAAGGGCCUGCAGACAUACGGGAACGAUCUGCAGCAGAAGGUCAGCAUUGCCGUGGUCUUCCUGGCCAACGACUCCAAUGGCAUGAUCUUCUACAACGGGCAGAAGAACGACGGCAAGGGCGACUUCAUCUCACUGGCGCUGAACGAUGGAAUCCUGGAGUUCAGAUACGACCUGGGCAAGGGGCCCGCGGUCAUCAGGAGCAAGGACAAGAUCCAGAUGAACGUGUGGAACACAGUGAACCUGGAGCGAGCCAAUCGCAAAGGGGAGAUCAGCGUUAAUAACCGGGACCAGGUCAGAGGGGAGUCUCCGAACCAGCACACGGCUCUCAACCUCAAAGAGUCUCUGUUUGUGGGCGGAGCUCCGGACUUCAGCAAGCUGGCCCGAGCGGCCUCGCUCAAAGACGGCUUCAAGGGGGCCAUCCAGAAGAUCACUCUCAUGGGCUCUCCCAUCCUCAAACGGGAAAACGCCCUGCGCGCCAGUGACGUGUCUGCGUUCCCCCACCACCCCUGCACCCGGGACACGUCCCACGACGUCUGCCAGCACGGGGGGCUCUGCACCCCGGCCCUGGACAGCUACGAGUGCGUCUGCCAGCACGGCUUCUCUGGGGCCAACUGCCAGAACGCUAUCAUUGAGAAGUCUGCAGGAGAGACAGAGUCCAUCGCCUUCGACGGAUGGACGUUCAUCGAAUAUCACAACGCCGUCACCAAGAGUCAACUGAACAAUGAGCUCCCAGAUCCUGAGUCGCUGGAGAACCCAUCCGAAGAGAGUGAGAAGGCGCUGUUGGUCAACAGGUUUGAGCUGAGCAUAAAGACGGAGGCGACGCACGGGCUGAUCCUGUGGAGCGGUAAAGGCGUGGAGCGCUCGGACUACAUCGCCCUGGCCGUGGUGGACGGGCGCGUGCAGAUGACCUACGACCUCGGCUCCAAGCCUGUGGUGCUGCAGUCGUCCGUGCGGGUCAACACCAACCGCUGGGUCCACAUCCGGGCCAGCAGGUACUGGGCACUGAGAGACGGCUCCUUGCAGGUGGGUAACGAGGCGGCCGUCACUGGGUCCUCUCCCCUGGCUGCCACUCAGCUGGACACAGACGGGGCCUCUGGUUGGGUAAGUGGCUUGGAGGAGUCGUCGGUGGCGCGCAGACUGCCCAAGGCCUACAGCACAGGUUUUGUUGGCUGUGUGAAGGACGUGACUGUGGAUGGCAUGGACCUUCACCUGGUGGAGGACGCCUUAAACAAUCCCAAAAUCCUACACUGCUCCGCCAAAUAGCCUGGAGCCACCUCCCCACCGAUGCCAUGUCUACUGCUGUAAUUAUUUUCUAUUUUUGUAUACUUUUCAUUGCUUUUGUAUUGGAAAUACAUUGUUUUGUUUUUUUUGUUUUGUUUUUUGUUAUAUAUUUUGUUUCUUUUUUUCCACCCAUCCCUCCUUACAUUAAAAAAAAAAAACCCUUCUCCAAAUGUACACAUGGUGUCAAGAAACACAAAAAAGGUUAUGUAUAUUAAUUUUUGUCGUCUUCAAGAAAACCAUGCUCAUUACUUGAAUUGUGGCGAAAGACAUUGGUGCCAUUGUCGUCCAUUUUGCCUUCUUCUGGUGCCAUAGAUUUCUCUUUGGCUUUUGUGACCGCAGUCUCCACGUAUUACACUGUGAGCAGGUGCUGCAGAUGAGCAAUCUCCAUUUUGAGAUCAUAUACUGUAGACUAAUGUUUUGACCUCAGCCUCACAGCAAGAAAAGGAAGCAUCACUUGUGACAAACGUAGAAGUAUUGUUGGGAUUUGUGCUCCCUGAAGGAAAGUGCAGAGGUGAUUUAGCUGUAGCAGAAGAAUCAGCUUUCUUGGAAUGGAUGCCCCCAUCGUGUCCCACUUACCACAUACAGCAGUCAUGCCCCUCCUAUUAUCCACAUAACUAACCUUAUAAAUAUCUAUAAAUACAGUAUAUAUUUUUAUGCGUAUUUUCAAUCCCAUUCAUUAUAGAUCUUUGAAGCCAAAAUCACAACCAUUCGAGAAAAAAAAAUCACAUAUCACAAAAUAUGCAUUAAUCUUUUAUUCGUCGUUUUAUUUAAAAAAAUAAUAAUAAUGUAUUGACUAUAAAGAAAAUACCUGAAACUGUGAAUAUGUUACGUACAGUUUGUUUUGGGAUCUUUGUCACUGAUAUUUUGCGUAUCAUAUUUUAUAAAUAGGGAGAGCUCAGUUGUUGCAUGCUGCCGUUAGAAUUCAUGUUAAUCGGGUCUGGAUUUCCUUUCUCCGAAUAGUGCAUAUCGUCUUUUGCUCAGAAAAGAAUAUCAUUCUGGUGGCAUACAUUUCAAAGGAAACAUUGUGUAUUUCUAAAUAUUUGAGAUUUAUGGCAUUUUAUCUGCAUGCUUGACACCAUAUUUAAGGAAGGAAACACUGCUUUCUUAUUUAUAUUUUUCUUAAUUUUCUUUUGAUUUCUUCUUCAUUAAAUUGUGCCAAAAGUUCUCAUACCAUCACACCACAAGGAGGUGCUGUAGCACAGUUUGAAGUGGAAAGAAACAAGAGGAAGAAAGCGUGACGUGCAGAACUUCAAAAGGGGAAGGCAGAAAAUAAGAAUGAGAAUGUCACAUUUUUAAAACUGUAUGGAACUUAUUUUAUUUUUCUAAAGACAUCUGCAUUUCAAAAGCACUUGCUUUGGAAAUAAACUGAGAACUUGUUACAGCUAGACCCCUGCAUCCUCUGACCUGGGCCCUAAAACAGUGCAAAUAUAGUCAAACUGAUAAUGAUUACAACACAUUAAAAUAAUAAUGCAUGGGUUUGUAUUGUGAAGAUGAUGAUUUUAUAACUUGUAUGAAUAUAAAUGCAAUGGAAUGUGUUCUGUUGGCCCAAAGUGUGCUUUUUGACUGAAAUACGCGUUCAGAUUGAUUUUAAAGUAAUAUUCUAACAGUGAAAGACAAAAAAAAAAAAAGAAAUUACACAUGCUUGUAUGUAGUAGAUUCAAUGGUCCUGUAAAAGGGUAUUCAUGUUUUAUUAUGAAAUAUAUUUUUUAUUUCCCCCCAUGAGAGAUCAUUUUUGUACAGCCCUGCAAUUUGAAGUGUAAAUUAGCAAUGUGUAAUUGUGGAGGUCUUUUUUUAGUAUUAUACACUGGAACAAAGUCUAACUUGUCCUGGAGAAUACACUAAGCUUAUGUUAAUGUUUCUAUGUCUCAGUGGAGGGGGGAGGGGUAAAAAUAUAUUUAUGUAUCUAUAUUUUGAGUGUUAUUGAGGGGGGUUCUCAUUAUGUCUCAUAAUGUUAGCCAAGGAGCCUGUGAUCUGUGCAUCAGCUACGAGGAGCUAAGCAGCCCCUGCACUCAACUGUACACAUGUACACUUUUAAAAUAAACAUUGCAGGCUAGGAAAUGUAGCUAAACCUAAUUUAAUUAUUUUCACACAUUAUUUUUGUUUGUCUUUUUUCAGUCUCUCUUUAUCAUGUAACAGCAAUGGCUGUGCAUAAAUUGAAAUGUGCAUUUGAAGGCUAUUUGGAUCAGAUGACAAAUCAACACAUCAUUUGGGUUCAUGAAAAGACCCGGGCAAAACUAAAAACAAAAUGACCCAACAACAAUAAAAAAGAAAAAAAAUGUCUGGAUGAAAACUUAAGAAUUGCCUUAAAACCUACAGAUCACCAGACACCGGUGAGAGCUGUAUCCAUGCAUUUCUGCGCUCUUACUUUAGACUGUAAAUUGGUUCCAUCCACAUAAUGUAAAAUAAUACAUGAUGGUGAUAUUUAUGUUAGUAAUAAUUAAGCUCAGAGUGUCUUUGAGGUCACAUUUGUGGACAAAGGCAGUACGCCACACUUUUUUCUGUUCUUAAUUUGUGUCUCCUGUGGAUUCCCUGUCUGGCCUUCGUACUGUACAUGUAAACUAAUUCUGAUUGACACAUACCUGAAGGACAGUGCACAGAACAAUUGUGGCAUGACAUUCCCAUGACUAACUUUAUUACGUGUGUCUUGUGUUCCAACCACCAUGAAAUAAACUGUAAAGAAACCCA